UAUUUGGGGAAACUCUUAAAGAACAAAGGUAAUUGAGAAAAUAGAUGCAAUCUCCUUUGUUUAUUUGGGGCACUAUGCCACUGAAUUGUGACAGCAGGCUGUCGCCAAACAGGUUCUAACUAGUGUCAGUUGCCUAUGUUGUGUUCAAAAUACAGUGAUUCUUGUCACAAAUAGCUGGCGAGAAAUAAGCAGUAAGACAAUGCAGAACUGUUUUGCUCAUUGUGGUUUCAAGAAUUCAGGCUUGGAGAUGCCAAAAAGAGCCAGGAAUGGGAAAGAGUUGAGAGGGGUAAAGGGUUGGGCAAUGUCAAAGAAAGGAGGUUUGCUGAGGUGGUGGCAUAAAGGAGCGAGAUAGAUCAGCUGGUUGAGUGGUGUCACAGCAAAACCUUUACACUCAAAGUCAGUAAGACCAAAGAACUGAUUGUAGACUUCAAAGGAAGUCUAGGAACACACACCAGUCUCAUCGAGGGAUCAGCAGUGGAAAGGGUGAGCAGUUUCAAGUUCCUGGGUGUCAACAUAUCAAUGCAAAGAAGGCAUGACAGCGGCUGUAUUUCUUUAGGACUUGGAGGAGCAUGGUCACCAAAGACACUUGCAAAUUUCUGCAGAUGUACCAUGGAGAGCAUUCUAACUGGUUGCCAGAUCACCACAUCUAGUAUGGAGGGGGCCACUGCACAGGAUCGAAAAGUUGCAUACCAGCCAGCUCCCAUCAUGGCCACUAACAUGCACACCAUUGAAGACAGCUUCAAAAGGCGACGUCUCUGAAAGGCGGCAGCUGUCAUUCCGGACCCCCGUCACCCAGGGCAUGCCCUCUUCUCAUUGCUGCCAUCAAAGAGGGACAAGAGCCUGAAGACACACACUCAACAUUUCAGGAACAGCUUCUUCCCCUCCAUUAGAUUUCUGAACGGACAAUGAACCCACCAAUUUUUUGUUCUCUUUUUGCACUAUUUAUUUAACUUAAUUUUCUAGAUAUAUUAGUUAUUAUAGUUGCAAAUUACAGUUUUUAAAAUUAUGUAUUGCACUGUACUGCUGCUGCAAAGCAACACAUUACAUGACAAAUGCCAGUGAUAUUAAACCUGUUUCUGAGGUCAGUAGAGUGGAGGACAUUUCAGAGAAAUAGUUUGAUGGGGUGAUUGGUAAGGGAAAUGCAGUGGGGGAGACAGGAAGUUGAAAGUGAUAGGGGAUUUUGGGGGAAAAUUGGUUUAGUUGGGGGCAGGUGCUGGAGGGACGGGGAAGGGGUGUGGUGAGAUGCCAAGAGGAGAGAAUGGGGGGAAAAUGGUGUUGGAGGGAAGAUGGGGGUCGUCAGGGAUGGGGACUCCGGACCUUGCACCAAUCCCUCUCUCACUACCAUGGAGAGCAACAACCCUCCCACUACCCCCAAGAAAUAUUGUUCGACAUGAACCUGUCCCCACACGGGUGCUUUGCGUCAAUAUUCCCUCUAACAUUUUCUUACAGAUGCACAGACCAACCACUGCUCUGAGCACAAAAUUCUUACGUAGCCUGGCAUGGUAGCACAGUACUAGCAACCGCGGUUCAACUCCUACUGCUGCCGGUAAGGAAUUUGUACAUUCUCCCUGUGACUGCGUGGGUUUCCUCCCACAGUCCAAAGGUGUACUAGUUGGUAGGUUAAUUGGUCACUGGAAAUUGUUCCAUGAUUAGGCUCGGGUUAAACUGGGCGGCAAGGCUCGAGGGGCUGGAAGGGCCUACACUCUGAGUAUUUAAAUAUAUGGACACAGUGAAAGAACUAACAAAUCUAAAUGUGCAAGUUAUCAUUGACGCUGUGAGGGAUCGUUCGAUGUGGAGAGCCAUGAUCGCCCAAGCGUGGAACGCCUGCUCCAACAGAAGGACCAUGGACAGCGCCUUUACAGGACCAGUCGAGCAUCACUAUUAGUGGCGAGUAAGAAGGGAGACUCCUUCGCGUCAAAUCAGCAACGAUGUCGUUCGAUGGAUUCGCAGCUCUCAAAGAGAAAGUCAAGUACACGGUGGGAGAUUCCUUGGGCCAUCUCCGAAGGGUCGUAGAUGGCACCAAUGUGGAGGAGGAGGAGAUGGAGCUGAAUGAGGACGGUCAGCCGGUGAAGGCGGGUGGGCUGAAGCCUCAGCCACUAUGUGAUUGUGAUUGCUUUGGAAUGCCCAAGCGUUACAUCAUUGCUGUCAUGAGCGGGCUGGGUUUCUGCAUCUCCUUCGGCAUCAGAUGUAACCUGGGUGUAGCCAUCGUGGAAAUGGUCAACAACAACACUGUCUACGUGAACGGCAAGGCAGAGAUCGAGAAACCUCAGUUCAACUGGAACCCAGAGAUUGUGGGUCUAAUUCACGGUUCCUUCUUCUGGGGUUACAUCGUAACUCAGAUCCCCGGUGGAUUCAUCGCCAACAGCUUCGCCGCAAACAGGGUGUUUGGAACUGCAAUAUUUUUGACCUCAACACUCAACAUGCUCAUCCCAUCAGCAGCCCGGACCCACUUUGGCUGUGUUCUCUUUGUCAGGAUCCUUCAAGGACUGGUUGAGGGAGUCACCUACCCAGCAUGCCAUGGACUGUGGAGCAUGUGGGCCCCACCUUUGGAGAGAAGCCGGCUGGCCACCAUCUCUUUCUGUGGUUCCUAUGCGGGGGCUGUUGUGGCAAUGCCUCUGGCUGGGUUGCUAGUCCAAUACAAAGGCUGGUCUUCUGUCUUCUAUGUUUACGGUAUGUUUGGGAUGAUCUGGUACGUAUUUUGGCUGCUCCUCGCCUACCAGAGUCCAGCAAAGCAUCCGACUAUAACCAGCGAAGAGAGGACAUAUAUUGAGUCCAGUAUUGGGGAGAGGGCGUCUCUCAUCAAUACCAACCAGAAGUUCAGGACACCAUGGCUGAAGUUCUUCACCUCCAUGCCAGUGUAUGCUAUCAUCGUGGCCAAUUUCUGCCGCAGUUGGACCUUCUACUUAUUGCUUAUCAGCCAGCCUGCCUACUUUGAGGAAGUCUUCGGUUUUCCCAUCAGCAAGGUGGGAAUGCUGUCAGCUGUACCGCACAUGGUGAUGACAAUCGUCGUUCCAAUCGGAGGGCAGAUCGCUGACUUCUUGAGGAGCCGAAAUAUCUUGUCCACAACAUCCGUCCGGAAGAUCAUGAAUUGUGGAGGUUUUGGCAUGGAGGCCGCCUUGCUGCUGGUCGUCGGUUACUCCCACACCAGAGAGGUUGCAAUUUCGUUCCUGGUGCUCGCUGUUGGAUUCAGUGGAUUUGCAAUUUCAGGAUUCAACGUGAACCACCUGGACAUCGCUCCUCGCUAUGCCAGCAUUCUAAUGGGAAUAUCAAACGGCGUGGGAACUCUGUCAGGAAUGAUCUGCCCACUGAUUGUUGGCGCAAUGACGAUACAUAAGACUCGUCAAGAGUGGCAGAACGUGUUUCUGAUUGCCUCAGUGGUCCAUUUCAGCGGCGUGAUUUUCUACGGGUUCUUUGCCUCGGGGGAGAAGCAGGACUGGGCAGACCCUGAGGGGAGCCAGGAGGACAAGUGUGGGAUUAUUGAUCAGGACGAGCUGGCAGAGGAGACGGAACUCAAUGACAGCACCUUCAUUGGUGCAAAGAAGAAGACCUCCUACGGUGCGACCAGCCAAGUCAACGGCUCCCGGAGGGAGGAUUGGAGGAGGAAGCGGGCGAGAGCACAGGAGGAGCUGGAGGAGGAACCCAGCAGCUACCACCACGAGAAUGGCAACUCUCGAGAAGUGUCACAGUGAGAUCGCGGAAGCUGCUUGCGCACUGCGACAGCUUGACUAAGUAUCAAGGUUCAAGGAGAAACUGUUUUAUUGAGUUAUAAACAUCAUAUUUAGCAACUUCAUAAAAAUUAUUGGACUUUUGGGAUUCCAUUUGUAGAAAUGGUAAUCCCUCAAUCUGUACAAAUGGUUAUUGACGGCUGUAAAUGCUCUAAAAUAUUUCGGUCCAUGAAAUUAUAUUGCCUUGACGUCACAUUAUACAAACAGGCCUUUCUGCCUGUGUUGGUGUACUGUACAUACGAGCCUCUCUUACUAAUAUGUUUGUAGGAUGUGGGUGUUACUGGCAUUUUAACCCCCUCACCCCUACUGGGGCUUAGACCGCCAGAGGCCGCUGUCCUGGGCCAGUCUGUCAAGCUGCCCUCAUGUGCGGCCCAUCUUCCUCUCCCCUACUGGGGUGAGGACUUUGGAGCUUCUGUUGGUGUUUCUGUAGCUCCAGGUAUUUACGGGAUGGUGUUGUUAGCCCAAAGCCCAACCCCUCAUUUCACAGCAGGGCCUGGGGCCGUCCAGGGCAAAGUUAUUGCUGGCAACACUCGUGUUUAUUGCCCAUCCUCAGUUACCCAGAGACUGAGAGAGUUCAGAAUCAAUCACAUGGGGGCAACUACACUCCCGUGGGUAAGGUUUGUAGAUUUCCUUCCUAAAGGACUUCAGAGAGACAGUCCUGUGGAUUUUUCCUUUAAAUUUAAAAUUCAGAGAUUAGCUUUAGCUGUCACAUGUACAUCAAAGCAUAUGGUGAAUUUGUUGUUUGUGUCAACGACCGACAUGGUCCGAGCAUUGUACUGGGGGCAGCCCACAAUUGUCAGCAUGUUUCCAGCACCAACAUAACACACCCACAACUACUAGACCUCACCUGGAUGUCUUUGGAAUGUGGGAGGAAACCAGAGCGCCUGGAGGAAACCGCAUGGUCGCAGGUUGAACAUACAAACUCCCUGCAGAUGUGAGCAGAAAUCAAACCCCUAUUGGUAGCACCAGACACCUAAAAUCCCUCAGCUGCAUGAGGUGUGAUUUGAACUCCUUUCCUCGGAUUCAUGUUCUACAACUCGACUGAAGUCCAGUAACUUAAUCACAAACAAGAGGCAAUGUGCAGAUGCUACACAUAUCAAAUGCUGGAGGAACUCAGCAGGCCAGGCAGCAUCUAUGGAAAAGAGUAAACAGUCGAUGUUACGAGUCUGCCCAAAACAUCGAUUCUACUCUUUUCCAUAGAUGCCACCUUGCUUGCUGAGUUCCUCCAGCAUUUUGUACAUCUUCUAGUAACUUAAUCAUCACCCCACAGAGUCCAGUUCACCUCCCCUUCCCCAUCUCAUUUGCCUCCUUCCUCCCUCAUGGGCUUACCCUGAAACCCCUUGACAGCGUAAACAUUGAUUUCUCAAAAUUCUGAUAAAUUUUCGCCCUCCCCAUUCUCUCAUUUUCCGUUCCCCAUUCUGGAUCUCCUCCAAACUCUUCUCCUCACCUACCUGUCACCUCUGGUGCUCCUCUUUCUCAGAGUCCACGAUCCUCUCCUGUCAGAUUUCCUCAGCCCUUUACCUCUGCAUCUAUCACCUUCCACCCACCACAUCCCCUCUCACCUGGUCUCACCCUAUCAACUACCAGCUUGUACACCUACACUUCCAUCCACCUUCUUAGUCUGGCUUCUUUGCCCUUCCUGAUGAAGAAUCUCAGCCUGAAACGCAGACUGUUUAUUCAUUUCCAUAGCUGCUGCGUUACCUGCUGAGUUCCUCCAGCAUUGUGUGUAUGUUGCUCGUCAACAGACCAUUCCCACUGCUCUCAUUCCCUUGACACCUCAAUAAUUUUUCUCUCUCGUGUCCAUUAACAUCCCUCUAAUUCCUGUUUCCCGCUAACCUACACUGGGGUAACUUACAGAAGCUGAUUUACCCUUCCCUUGGGAUGUGGGAGGCACGGGGGAGAUCGAUGUGGUCACAGGGAGAACCUGUCUCCACACAGACAGGUCCCAAGGUCUGCGUCAAACCUGAGUCUCUGGAACUGUAGAGUUGGAUUUAUUGGAGGCCAUCUCACAUACUGGCCUUUAGGUCUGAGCAUCCCUGUCUCUCACCCCUACCUUGUCAAGCACUGCAUGACCUUACUGACCUUCCUCUUUCCUGCAAAAGCUGAAAUAAUUCAUGUCAAUGAAAACAAACCACACUCUGGUUAGACAAUGUACAGAACCUAUAGAUAAUCUCUUCCUUUCAGAAACUCUGCUCAGACCUGUGUGUCUAACACAACUAGGGCAAAGCAUGCAAAUAUGACAUGUGUAAUUCAGGAAUGAAUUCUGUAAGGUUAGGGUUGAUAGCAUGUUAAACUAUGUCCUCUGAUUGGCUUACAGUGCCACGCAUGCCUGCGCAGCCCACCUCUUCUACUGUUGUUCUUAGGCUGGUCAAAUUUAGAUGUGAGCUGUUCUUCCGAUUUAUUGAUCUUGGUGUGAGUUUCACCGUAAUAAAGAAGCUAUGUGUCAUAACACUGGACAAUACUGACGUUAUGUGAAAAACAGAAAUAAUAAGUAUUAUCUACGCUCAUUGGCCAUUUUAAUAUGUACCUCUUGUAUCUAAUACAGUGGCCACUGAUACUAUGUCCACACUACACCAGUUAAUUCUGUAACCGAAGCUUUUUCUCUUCAUUUUUACCCUCCGUCCACACUUAAACAGUGUUUUCAUCCCCUGAAACUGGAGAUUUUCAGAAACGCUCUCCAGGGUGUGCAAUUUUGAAAAUGCCAGAAUGGUUGGAGCAGUGUGGAUGGGGUAACUGGAGAAAUCUAAAAACACUGUCAUGACGUGCCGGAACAGAUGGUGACGGCAGCGCGCAUUUCAUUGUUUUCUUGAACGCAACCUAACAACUUCAGAACAGAUGGAACGAGACUGAAGCCAGAAGAGUUAGAAAUGUACUCACCAAAUACUUUGACCCAUAACUUACUGAAUA
Molecule: messenger RNA, 6632 nt
Organism: Hypanus sabinus (Atlantic stingray)
Lineage: Eukaryota; Metazoa; Chordata; Chondrichthyes; Myliobatiformes; Dasyatidae
Gene: slc17a8
Product: solute carrier family 17 member 8
Exons: 14
Coding region: 1929-3689 (586 amino acids)
Biological process (GO): monoatomic anion transport; transmembrane transport; neurotransmitter loading into synaptic vesicle
Cellular component (GO): excitatory synapse; synaptic vesicle membrane
Molecular function (GO): neurotransmitter transmembrane transporter activity; L-glutamate transmembrane transporter activity
Source: RefSeq, a predicted model, not a curated record